AUGAUUGUGAUCCAGAAUGUGGGGCCAAGAUCCCCAGCAAGGAUUAGGAGACAGUGGGUGAAAAGAAUUCUUUGGGGUGUCCUCUUCGGGCUGAUGGUCCUUAUCUAUGGCUCCCAUGCACCGCUCAUCACUCUCACCAAAGUCGAUGGUCAAGUUCCUUUCAACCCCUCAUCAUGUGUUGUCAUGAUUGAGUUAUCCAAACUGGUGAUUUCUCUGGCAACUCUUGUUCUAACUGGGGGUACAUCUGCCCUACAUGCUCCUCCACCUCUAGCCCGCGUGGCCCCCUAUGCAGUCCCUGCCAUACUCUAUGCCCUCAACAACAACCUGGUAGUACUCAUGCAGGCCUACAUGGACCCAAGCUCAUACCAAGUCCUCUCUAACCUGAAAAUUGCCUCCACUGCCCUGCUGUACUCCUUUUGCCUGGGCAAGAGGCUCCGGCCUUCUCAGUGGUUAGCUGUGGGGCUCCUCAUGGGUGCAGGCGUGUGCCACAGCUACAGCAGCCUGGGCCCAGGGGACGCUGAGAGGACUGAAGCUGAGGAAGGUCCCAGGCUUCACAUCACAACUUGGGGGCUUUUCCUUGUGCUGGUGUACUGCUGUGUUUCAGGGCUAGCAGCAGUUUACACAGAGAUGGUGCUGAAGAGCCAGAGGCUGCCCCUCAGCUUACAGAAUCUCUACCUCUAUGUGUUUGGUGUGGCCAUCAACGGGCUGUCCUGCUUCUCCUUUGCAGCAGGUGAAAAGAGCUUUCUGGAAGGAUACUCAGGGGUGGUCUGGGCCAUUAUAGUAGGGCAGGCAGCUAAUGGACUCUUGAUGUCUGUGGUGCUCAAGCACGGCAGCGGGAUCACCAGACUGUUUGUCAUUUCCUGCUCCAUGCUGGUUAAUGCUCUGUUGUCUUGGGGCAUCUUAGGGCUGCAGCUCACACCUGUUUUCCUCCUACCCGUUUCUAUGAUUGGACUGGCAGCUUACCUUUAUUACAGAUAGUAAAUAACUGAACCACAAGGCCCACUCAACUCACUGCGGUCUACUUGUAUUUCUGUUUCCAUAGUUUUUGAGUUUCAGAUGUGAUUUGUUUUCUGCCUUAUAUCUCUGCCUUCUGAAAUACAGGAUCCAGCACCUGUUCUGAUUUGUAACCACAUACCAUAUUAUCUGUGAAUAGUUACGUCAGCUGACUCUGACAAUUUACACCACAUUUUACAAUUUUAUUCAUAAUUCUGUUACAAUGAUGUGAGUAAAUUCAUAUAAUAAUGCAAGUCAGAAUUAUAAUAUCUUCAGUCUAACAUUUCUGAAGAGUGCUGCUAUUGUCAUUUUGUUUCAUUCUCUGCCAAGAACAAUGUCAAAGAUUAUAUCAAAGUGUUAUAAAGCGUGUUAAUGAUA
Epinephelus fuscoguttatus (brown-marbled grouper) is the source of this 1371-nucleotide messenger RNA. It is a transcript of the gene slc35a4, whose product is annotated as solute carrier family 35 member A4. Gene Ontology annotation, cellular component: Golgi membrane. Gene Ontology annotation, molecular function: pyrimidine nucleotide-sugar transmembrane transporter activity. The record is from RefSeq and is a predicted model, not a curated record. The transcript has a single exon. Bases 1 to 978 code for a protein of 325 amino acids. Gene Ontology annotation, biological process: pyrimidine nucleotide-sugar transmembrane transport. Lineage: Eukaryota; Metazoa; Chordata; Actinopteri; Perciformes; Serranidae.